Molecule: messenger RNA, 1074 nt
Organism: Pieris napi
Lineage: Eukaryota; Metazoa; Arthropoda; Insecta; Lepidoptera; Pieridae
Exons: 2
Coding region: 1-738 (245 amino acids)
Source: RefSeq, a predicted model, not a curated record
AUGAAACCAGAUGACAGGAACUGCCGUACCAAAACGAACUAUAAAAUAAAAAAGAGUUAUGUUAUUAAUUUUUCAUUUCUGUUCUUUCCAGUGACGCAGUGCCAGGAUCGUUGGAAGAAACUGCGAGAUAACUUCAGAAAAGCCUAUUAUAACCGAAAAGGCAAGAGUGGCGAUGGUGCAACUACGUCCAAAUUGAUAAAAUUUGAAAAAGAACUUUCUUUUAUAAUACCAUUUUUUCGCAAUCGAAACCAAAUAUCUAAUGUAACAUUAUCAUCGGAUGAUUCAGAGCCUGGCACACCAAUACCACCACCAUCGACAUCAUCUAAACGUUCUGACCAUUCUGAAGUUGAAUCGCUUGCAAGUACUUCUGGCUCGAAAAAGAGACCACGCUUAAGCAAAGAUGUUGCUACGGUUUUCGAAGAGUAUCUUGAAGAAAAAAGAAAUACUACACCCCGUGACAAGGCAUUACGUAAUUUUUUUUUGUCUAUGUCAGAUACAGUGGAAACAUUCCCAAAAGAAGUCCAAGCACGAAUUAAAAGGCGCGUGUUUAACAUUGUUAAUGAAGCUGAAUUAAGUCUGUAUGAAAAUAGUACAGAUUUGAAUUAUUCUUUGUCUAUAAAUUCACCGCCAUCGACUAAUCAAUCUACUUACCUAGUGUCAAACGAAACCUAUAUUCCUCAAAACUAUCCAGAUCAGACUACUUACGGGUACAAUACCAGCACACAAAAUACAAAAUAAUAAACAAUCAAAAACAAUAAUAAUUAUAAUAAUAAUAAUUAAACACACACAAAUCUGUACUAUUUAAUUACAUUUCAUUAACGUAAAUAAUGCUUAAUAAAUGGAGGGCUGUGAUUUUGUGAUCUAAAUAACAUGAUUAGUAUAAAUAAUUGUUUUUUAUUUACCUUAAAGUUACCGUUAACCUUUCUUCGGCUGUAAUGGUGCAACGAUAAUUUGUAGUCUUUUUUGUUAUAUGUACUCUUAACAAAUCUGUCAAUUUCAAAAAUUGCCAAUAUUCCAUACGAUAAUACUCAUAAAAUUUUAGGCUAUCUCUCUUCAAUUCCUCGAAAAUGGUGU